AUGUCCAAAAAUCUCAUCAUUGGCAUAGACGUCGGAGGCACAAACUCUGACCUUGUGGUGCUCGACCCUGCGCGGCUGGACGCUGCCGACCGCGGAGUGCUCGCGUGGCACAAGUCAACGACCACGCCGGACGUGUCUGUCGGCAUCGAGAAUGCCAUCAAGGCCGUUCUGGACGCGCCAGACAGCCGGUUCUCAAAAGAUCAAAUCGCCACCGUCACAAUUGGCACCACGCACUUCAUCAAUGCCGUCGUCGAGCGCGACUCGAACCGGCUCGAAAAAGUGGCCGUGCUGCGUCUCGCAGGGCCGUACGGCAGAAGCUCGCCGCCGUUCAGCGACUUUCCCGACGACCUUGCAGCAAUCAUCAACGGCUACUCGGCCGUGCUCGACGGCGGUGUGCAGGUGGACGGCACGGAAAUCAGGCCGCUAAACGAGUCUGAGAUCAGGCAGCACUGCCACCGAAUUAGACAACUGGGACUUCGCACCGUCGUCGUCGUGGCUACGUUUGCGAGCGUCGACAGCACGCACGAGCUACGUACGGCCCAGAUCGUCCGCGAGGAGAUUCCUGGCUGCGACGUGGUGCUGUCGCACCGAAUUUCCGGCAUCGGCAUCAUCGAGCGCGAGAACGCUGCGAUUUUGAACGCCGCGAUCAAACGGUUCGGCCGAAAAAUUAUCUCGUCCUUUAUCCACGCAGCCAGACGCAACGGGCUCGACUGCUCGAUUCUGCUGUCCCAGAACGAUGGCACCGUGCUUUCUGUGCAGGACGCGCUGGAAAUGCCCGUGAGAACGUUUUCGUCGGGAGCCACCAACUCGAUGCGCGGAGCUGCCAUUCUGUGCUCGCAGGAUCCUGCCGUCAAAGGCAGAAACGUGAUGGUGUGCGAUGUCGGGGGAACCACCACCGAUGUGGGCAUGCUGCUGGCAAGUGGGUUCCCCCGCCAGUCGGCCACGUACUCGUACGCGGGCGGCGUGAGAAUCAACUUUUCGAUGCCGCAUGUGGAAAGCAUUGGACUGGGCGGUGGGUCGAUUGUGCGGCACGAAAACGGCCGCGUCACUGUUGGCCCAGACUCCACGGGUGCAGAAAUCGUCAGCAAGGGUGUUCUGUUUGGCGGAGACACCGUCACGGCGUCUGACUUGACCAUUGCAAAAAUGGUUGACGAAAAGGCGAAGGUGGACAACACUUGUCUUAUGGGAGACCCAAGCAGGGUGGCAGGCCGGUUUGGGGCCGAGUUCAAGGCCGAGUUUGAGAAAACCGUGGCAUCGAAGCUGGAGAGCGUCAUCGACCGCAUGAAGACGUCGCCAGACGAUAUUCCGACCAUUUUUGUCGGCGGCGGCUCCUUUAUUGCACCAGACAGCCUGAAGGGCACGUCCAAAGUGAUCAAGCCGCCGUUCUUCCAGGUUGCAAACGCCAUUGGUGCUGCUUUGGGCAAGAUGUCGUCCGAAGUGUCAGAGAUGAGACACACCGACGGAACGGAAAAAGCUAAGCAGCAGACGGUUGAAGAGCUGACGUCUCGCGCUGUUGAAGCUUGUGUGGCCAAGGGAGCACUUAGAGACUCUGUUGAGGUCGUCAGCGUCGUCUCCGAUGCCCUGCCAUACGUCGACAACGUGUACUUCUUUUCCGUCAAGGUUAUUGGCGACGUUGACUACGCAAGGGCGUUUGAAUCGACCAAGUCGCUCGCUGCCGUGGACUACGCGGGUGAGGAGGUAUUCAAGAACGCAAAUGCCGAAAAGUGUGCCCCGGCUACAAUUAAUUACGAAACGUACCAGCCACGCGUGGAAAAUAGCGAGUGGAUACUGUCGCCAACAGACAUCGAUUUUAUUGGUGCUGGAGCGUACAUUCUUGGUUGUGGGGGUGGGGGCAACCCCAACAGCUCUGUGGUGGAGCUCAAGCGGAUGAUCACGCAAGGUGCCGAGAUCAAGGUGGUGACUUUGGAGGAGUUCUCGCGGAGAACUGGGGGCAAGGGCACGGCUCCGACCGUUGGCUACUGCGGCUCGCCCACGAUCUCAGGCGAACGCUUGCACGGGGACGAGAUGCUCGAGGCAUUUGAUAUUAUAGAGCGCUGGGAAGGAAAAAAGGCCGACGGCGUGCUGCUCUUUGAAAUAGGAGGUGGCAACGGGCUGUCUGGUCUCUGGACGGCGUACCACAAGAACGUCCCAUGUCUCGACUUGGAUCUCAUGGGAAGAGCGUACCCCACGCAAUGGCAAUCGCUGCCUUCGGUUUGCAACGACGGUCACGGGUUCCCAUACGGUUCUCUGUCGGACGGCAACGGUUUGUCGCUUUUGAUCACUUCCGCCAAGGACGACGUCCAGAUGGAGGAAAUUAUCAGAGACGCAAUGUACCAGCACGGCGUCUCGUGUGCCUGUGUGGGGGCCUCGUUGGACGUGGACAGAAUGGCCCGGGAGACGAUCAAAAACCCGCUCUCGAUGGCCUGGCGAAUUGGCCGCCAGGUGUUUUGUGCGCGCGCCGCCUCUGACCUUGACAAUCUUCCGCAGAGGAUCAUUGACGCCUGCGGCGGUCCGGAUACCGCCCAGUGCGUUUUCAAGGGCAAGAUUGUGUCUGUGGAAAAAAAGCUGCAACGCGGCUACGGCUACGGCGUCGCAGAGCUAGAAAGCGUCGAUGGCCCAAAAUCAAAGAUCCGCGUCCCGUUCAAGAAUGAGAACAUUGUUGUUUAUGAGGUUGACGAACACGGCGGUGAAAAGGCCCUGUGUUCUGUGCCAGACCUGAUCACGUUUGUCGACAUGGACGGAAACGCUGUCGGUACGCAGGACUACAGAUACGGGCUGAUUGUGCACGUAAUAGUGAUAGCGGCGUCUGACCAGUGGACCACACCAAGGGCGGUGGCUGUGGGCGGACCCAAAGGGUUUGGCAGCGCUUUCGAGAAGAUUGAGUACGUCCCGGUCGGCAAGUACGUGGAGCCAGUUCCCGUUUGCACGGAGUAUAAUGUCUCUACUUAG
Messenger RNA from Ogataea parapolymorpha DL-1, 2949 nucleotides. RefSeq names its product Hydantoin utilization protein A. Gene Ontology annotation, molecular function: 5-oxoprolinase (ATP-hydrolyzing) activity. The transcript has a single exon. The coding region runs from base 1 to 2949 and encodes 982 amino acids. Gene Ontology annotation, biological process: glutathione metabolic process. The record is from RefSeq and is a predicted model, not a curated record. NCBI's taxonomy places the organism in Eukaryota, Fungi, Ascomycota, Pichiomycetes, Pichiales, Pichiaceae. Gene Ontology annotation, cellular component: cytosol.